Sinocyclocheilus grahami is the source of this 2259-nucleotide messenger RNA. RefSeq lists its product as uncharacterized. Lineage: Eukaryota; Metazoa; Chordata; Actinopteri; Cypriniformes; Cyprinidae. The record is from RefSeq and is a predicted model, not a curated record. Gene Ontology annotation, biological process: exocytosis; exocyst localization. Gene Ontology annotation, molecular function: SNARE binding. Gene Ontology annotation, cellular component: exocyst. The transcript is spliced from 11 exons. Bases 202 to 2115 code for a protein of 637 amino acids.
AGUGACGUUUCAAGGUGAAUACCAGAGGCUCUAUUGUGUGAACCAGGGUUUUUUGCAGCUCUGUAUACAUCUUGCGGUUGAACCUGUCGGUGCAGCGCGUUUGCCAGCUGUUUGUUUUGCAAUAGCUUAUGUGAAAAGUGACAGAUAAUUGCGAGUGGCAGACUUUGACAAGGAAAUCGGAUCUCAGGCUUUAUCUGACUGAUGCAUGGUCAAAUGGCAGAAACUACAAAAGAAGAAGUAGAUAGUGGAAAUGAGGUUAAUGACCCAUCAGAAUGGGUUGAGGAUGCAACCAAGGGUUCGAAAAAUGGUGAAAGACAGAUGGAAAGUCCAGUCAAAGAGAAGAGUCUUGGAUUUAGGAUGUCGUUCAGAGAAAGUUUGAAAGCGGUCAGUAAAAAGAGCCCUAUUGUAUUUAAAAACAAAAGGUCAAAGAACACAGAUGACCAAAGCUCAAAUUCUCCAUUACGACCACCGCACUCUCCAAGUUUGAGCAGAGGAUCUCCCUCACAAUCUUCAUUUCAGAGUCCAAAGGCAGAAAAGGCUUCUCUUGCCAGAACUAUGUCAGAUUCUGCAGUUGAAAUAACAGGUUCAUUGGCAAGGAGAGGGGCAUCGAUCCGGCAGAGUUUGGGUCUGGGUACUAAAAAACACAAACAAGAACCACUUGAACCUGUCACAGAGGCCAUGACUCCAUCUGAAGAGCAGACAGAGGUCAUAGAUACAGUGUUGGAGCUCAGAGAUACAUAUACUCUGCCAGAGAUACCACCUGUGCCUUUGUCAGUAAUGGAGAUUAACAUACUGAUAGAUAUGGAAGUUUUAGAGAAGGCCUACGUGAAUCUACUGUCACUAUGCCUGGAGUUUCAGAAGGAGCAUCAAGCUCUGGAUCAAGAAGACUAUCCCAUCGAACUAGUCAAUAAAGAGAAAGAUCUCAGUCUGCUCUAUGGCACAUUAAGGAACAAAAUGUUUGUCAUUGUACGCAACUCCAGUGCUCUUCCCCCACGCAAUAAAGAGCAGCUGGUGUAUGUAGCACACAUUAUCCUGGAGGAAGAGAAGAGACAGGGAGAGCCAGGAGCGAUGCAGGGAUUGAGGGAAGCAUGGAGGGAUGCGGUACUAAACGGGGUUCAAGAUACACUGAAGAAAGUUCAUCUGGACAGCCUUGAGCAGAACGCUUCCUGCCUGGCAGUGCAUCUGGGGCUUCUGGGUAAAGCUGUGGUGGAGGAUUUGGAGAGAGUGAAGACUGAGCUUCAGAGCUCAUAUCCAGAAGAUUUUAAUGUGUUUGAAACCUAUGUGUUCUGCUAUCACGAGGCUGUCGGAGAGCAUCUAAAGAGACUUCUGGAAAAGGUGACAGAGCUGAAAGAUUACUAUGCUCUUCUAGAGUUCAUUAUUCAUCGCUACCCCAGUGAGAAGGUAAUGGGAAGCAGCUCUCUGCAGCCUGAGUUGAAGGAAGAUCAGAGAGUGUUGACACUGGACAACGAUUUCCUUAAUCAGAUAAAAGACAAAUACUGUGCUUGCUUACAGGCUGACAUGAAAACAUCACUCAACAUAAUUAUUGAGUUGGAGAAUGAGGAAAUGUGGAGAGAAAAGAGAAAACCAGUGAUUGAUGAGGGAAUAUACCGCUCACACAUUGACAUGGACAUCUGGACUAAUAUUAAAGGGCAUGUACAAGGAUCCAGAAGAAUCGAUGUGAACCUUGAGCAGAAGGUUGUGCGUUCCUGUUUGGAGGAACUGAAGACCUUUCCAAAACGGUUUGAAUCAGCGUUUGUUAAGUGGGGCAGUCCUCUGUCUAACUCCUCUCUCUGGGCAGAGUAUCACAUCAGCUACAUCAACAGCUUUAGUGCCCUGAAAGAGCACAUGGAGAGCUAUCAAGACACCUGCCCGAUUCAGCUAGGGCUGGUUCAAAACGAAAUAGAUGGACUGACCACCAGAUUGAGUCAAGCUGUGAUGGAGGACUUCAAAACAGAUGUUAAGCCUUUCCUCAGGAGACAAAUGACAGGGAAAUGGUUUUCAUUUGAUGAAGACUUUUCAAAGCUGAUCAGCAGAACUGAGACUCUUUCUGAUCAAAGCAAGUACAUGACCCCAAAACAUAAACAGGUGAGAGUGCCAACCAGUUUGCUUCAUUAAUAUACACAUACAUUAAUGUAACCAUUCUACUACAACUUGAGAGACUGUUCCCUCCUGUUGGAAUGACCUGCCAAACUCAUUCCAAGCAGCUGAGUCCUUAAUCAUUUUCAAGAAACGGCUAAAAAUACUUCUCUUUCAUCUUUA